CUUCCGUUCAUUCACCCUCAGAAAAAGAUGCAUAAGUCUUUCUUCUUCUGAAUCAAAAUUCGAUUACAGUAGCAGUAGCAGUAGCAGCUAUGGCAUCUUUGAAAUUGCCCCUUUCUUUGGAUUCUAUUGAUUCAAAGAAACUUAAUUUCCAUGUCAACCCAUCUCAUUUACCCGAUCAAUGUUCCGGCUUUUCAUUCACUAGUUGUUUUCACGUCACCAGAGCUGCUUCCAUACUCGGUUCUUUGACUAGGUUCAAACAUAUUAGAGUCUCUCGCUUUGGAACUGAACCAAACCCAGUCGAUAGAGAUACCCUUUUUUCUUCCAGAAACGAAUUAGGGAAUGAAAACCCAGAAUUUGUUAAGGGGAAAGAAGGCCGGAACCACCAGAAAGGGGUUAAAAGAAAUGUGGGUUUCAAGUUUGGUUUCAGAAGGAUUAAUAAUGGAGCAGAAAGAGGCGAUUUUCUUGUGUUUAGAAAUGGCGGGCUGGAUGUUGAUUACUCUGCUAUUACGCAUGACUUGAAAUUGGGGGAUUGUAAUUCUAUAUUGAAAAGACUUGAGAAGUCUGAUGAUGGUAAUGCUUUGAGAUUUUUUGAGUGGAUGAAGAGCAAUGGGAAACUAGAGGGAAAUGUGACUGCUUACAGAUUGGUUCUUCGGGUGUUGGGUAGGAGAGAAGAUUGGGACGCGGCUGAAUCGAUGGUUAGGGAAGCAAAUGGUGAUUCGAGCUGUGAACUUAACUCUCAGGUUUUCAAUACAAUCAUAUACGCCUGUUCUAGAAGGGGUCUUGUUGAAAUGGGUGCAAAGUGGUUUAGGAUGAUGCUGGAAUAUGGGGUUCAGCCGAAUGUUGCCACUUAUGGGAUGCUUAUGGGACUUUACCAGAAGAGUUGGAAUGUUAGGGAAGCAGAAUUUGCGUUUUCACAAAUGAGGAAUUCUGGCAUUUUAUGUCAAUCAGCAUACUCCGCGAUGAUCACGAUUUAUACGCGGUUGAGUUUGUAUGGCAAAGCGGAAGAGAUUAUUGGCUUCAUGAGAGAAGAUAAAGUCGCAUUGAAUCUCGAGAAUUGGUUGGUGAUGCUUAAUGCUUAUAGUCAAAGUGGCAAGUUAGAGGAGGCUGAGCAGGUAUUGGCUUUGAUGCAAGAAGCGGGCUUUUGUCCAAAUAUUGUUGCAUACAAUACACUGAUCACAGGGUAUGGAAAAGCAUCAAAUAUGGAUGCAGCUCAACGUGUAUUCCUGAGCAUCCGGCAAGUUGGAUUACAUCCUGAUGAAACAACUUACCGUUCAAUGAUUGAGGGCUGGGGGCGAACUGGCAAUUAUAAACAGGUAGGAUGGUAUUACAAGGAGCUGAAACAGCUCGGAUUCAAGCCUAACUCGUCCAACUUGUACACGCUACUAACUUUGCAAGCAAAGUGUGGGGAUGAAGAGGGUGCCAUCAGAACACUUGAUGAUAUGCUCAAGAUGAGGUGCCAACAUGCGUCAGUCCUUGGUACUGUUUUGCAAGCAUAUGAGAAGGCUGGGAGGAUCGAUAAAGUGCCUCUUGUUUUAACUGGGUCUUUCCGUCAACAUGUUUUAGAUGACCCGACUUCUUGUUCUAUUCUGGUCAUGGCUUAUGUCAAAAGUGGAUUAGUAACUGAUGCAAUUGAAGUGCUGAGGAGAAAAAAGUGGAAGGAUUCAUCUUUUGAAGAUAACCUGUAUCAUUUAUUAAUUUGCUCUUGCAAGGAGUCGGGUGAUCUUGAUAAUGCUGUUAAGAUAUUUUAUCAAAUGCCCAACUCAGAAAAAAAAACCGAACUUGCAUAUAUAUGUACAAUGAUCGACAUUUUCAGUGCCAUGGGUAGCUUUGCUGAAGCAGAAACACUCUAUUUGAAGUUGAAGUCUUCAGGAGUUGCCUUGGACAUGAUUGGCUUUAGCAUUGUUGUAAGAAUGUAUGUUAAAGCUGGAUCUUUAAAAGAUGCUUGCAGUGUUCUACAAACGAUGGAGAAGCAGAAAGACGUUGUCCCCGACGUAUAUCUGUUCCGUGAUAUGCUUCGAAUUUAUCAGAAAUGCAAUAUGCAGGAUAAAUUAGCGAAUCUUUAUUAUAGAAUUCUGAAGAGUGGAGUUACCUGGGAUCAAGAAAUGUAUAACUGUGUCAUUAAUUGUUGUGCACGUGCUUUGUCUGUCGACGAGCUUUCCAAGAUAUUUAACCGGAUGCUUCAGCGUGGUUUUACUCCUAAUACUGUAACCUUCAACGUCAUGCUUGAUGUUUAUGGUAAAGCCAAACUUUUCAAGAAGGUCAAGAAACUAUUCUGGAUGGCAAAAAGUCGAGGCUUGGUGGAUGUAAUCUCUUACAAUACUAUCAUAGGUGCAUAUGGACAAAAUAAGGACUUCAAGAAUAUGUCGUCAACAGUUCGAAAAAUGCAAUUUAAUGGUUUUUCAGUUUCACUCGAAGCCUAUAAUUGUAUGUUGGAUGCAUAUGGGAAAGAAGGUGAAAUGGAGAAAUUCCAAAGUGUCUUGCAGAGGAUGGAGGAAUCGAAAUGUACUUCAGACCACUAUACAUACAACAUUAUGAUCAAUAUAUACGGAGAACGGAGAUGGAUUGAUGAAGUUGCUGUUGUGCUGAGUGAACUGAAAGAAUGCGGACUACGACCUGAUUUGUGCAGUUACAACUCAUUGAUUAAGGCAUAUGGAAUUGCUGGAAUGGUGGAAGAUGCCGUAGGUUUGAUCAAGGAAAUGCGAGGAAAUGGGAUAGAGCCUGAUAGGAUAACUUACAACAAUCUGAUAAACGCAUUAAAAAAGAAUGAUAAGUUCUUAGAGGCUGUUAAGUGGUCAUUGUGGAUGAAGCAGAUGGAAUUGGAAAAUGCAGAUGGGCCUACGUGAUCGUUUUUGCUCCUGUCCAUGCUCCUCCAACAUUCUACCUACACGACCCCUGUAUAAUGUACCAACGAUAAUGUACACCGAGCUAAACUCAAACGACUUUUCACCCCACUAUUACAGCCAGUAACUUUAUUUGGAUGUUCUUUUCUCCAUUUUAAGAGCAUGAUUAACUAUUAGUUUCUUCUUCAGCCUUCAACAAAUCUCAG
This is a messenger RNA of Hibiscus syriacus, 3046 nucleotides long. RefSeq names its product pentatricopeptide repeat-containing protein At4g30825, chloroplastic-like. The record is from RefSeq and is a predicted model, not a curated record. Lineage: Eukaryota; Viridiplantae; Streptophyta; Magnoliopsida; Malvales; Malvaceae. Gene Ontology annotation, molecular function: protein binding.